UUGCGACUUGCAAAGCAAAUUUUAGCACGAUUUGCGUUGCACUUUGAAGGUUGUGUCAAUUUAAAUAGUAAAGAUAAAUAAUUUGAUAUCCGAUCAAAAUGACUACGCCACCGGCAGUGCCUCAUAUCGACCGGGAAUUAGACUUAUCCAAUGCUGGAAGAGGAGUAUGGCUCGUUAAAGUUCCUAAGUAUAUAGCGAAUAAAUGGGAAAAAGCCCCAGGAAAUAUUGAAGUGGGUAAAUUAAAAAUAUCACGGGUAGCAGGGCAACGGGCCCAAGUACAGUUAUCUCUCUCAGAAGCUGUAAUGUGUCUUAAGGACCCUGGCGAGCAGAGCAUACCAAAGGAGCAUCGCUUGGACGUUUCAACGGUUACUAGGCAAUCUUUAGGCGUUUUUUCUCAUGUAGUGCCAUCCAAUACAGAUUCGGUAGUUCCAGAGUCGGAAAAGUUGUACAUGGAGGGUAGGAUAGUCCAGAAGCUGGAGUGCAGACCGUACGCAGACCCAACCUACUAUAAGCUAAAGUCUGAAUCUAUAAGAAAGGCUUCCAUGCCACACCGUCAAGUGCAGCAGUUAGAUAGAAUUGUACAAAACUUCAAGCCAGUGUCUGACCAUAGGCAUAAUAUUGAAUACCAAGAGAAGAAGAAGGCUGAAGGCAAAAAGGCCCGGGACGACAAAGAUGCAGUGCUCAAUGUGCUGUUUGCUGCAUUUGAAAAACAUCAGUAUUAUAACAUCAAAGAUCUGCAAAAGAUUACAAGACAACCUAUUGUAUACUUGAAGGAGAUUCUGAAGGAAGUAUGUAACUAUAAUCUAAAGAACCCUCACAAGAACAUGUGGGAGUUGAAGCCGGAGUACCGGCACUACAAACAGGAUGCUCCGCCAGAGGCCAAAGGGGAGAAGGAUAGCUCUGACAGUGACUAGUU
Cydia amplana is the source of this 916-nucleotide messenger RNA. RefSeq names its product general transcription factor IIF subunit 2 (gene TfIIFbeta). The transcript has 4 exons. The record is from RefSeq and is a predicted model, not a curated record. Bases 99 to 914 code for a protein of 271 amino acids. Lineage: Eukaryota; Metazoa; Arthropoda; Insecta; Lepidoptera; Tortricidae. Gene Ontology annotation, cellular component: transcription factor TFIIF complex. Gene Ontology annotation, biological process: transcription initiation at RNA polymerase II promoter; transcription by RNA polymerase II.